AUCAUCUGUUCUCCCUCAGAGAAAGUGACUGAUCGUCUCUGUCGUUGUUUUCGUUGCUCGAAAGUGUAAGUUUUUCCCCCGCUUCGCCCGCGCUGCUGCGUAAUACUCUCUCUCUCUCUCUCGGCAGCGACGCCUCCGUAAAGUGUUCAGGGAUUUACCUCUAGUGGCGGUGGACACCUCGCCGAUUUAUGGCCUUUGAUCAUGAUAUGAUGGAUCCAAAGGUAUGUGAGUUGGUUGACCACUGGCAUGCACUUCACAAGGAAGGACGUUUUUCGUCUCUCAACAUUCGUGAUUAUUGGCGUCUAAAAGUUCCUGAAAUCUAUUCACCUCAGCAAAAUUGCAACUGCCUGCGCAUCAGUUAUGAUGAAGAAGUGGCACAGAAACUCCUGUUUGAUCCCUUGGAAAGUUUUAUGUGUGGAGGAGAUCCUUCCCAAGUGUACCAAACUCUUAGGCAGCUAGAUAACCCUCCUUCACUAUGUGGUAGAGUGUUCAAGAAUGGCGAUCCAACAUACGGUUGCAGAGACUGUGGAAUGGAUCCCACGUGCGUUCUUUGUGCCGACUGCUUUAAAAAUUCUGCGCAUUGCAAACACAGAUACAAGAUCAGCACAUCAUCUGGUGGUGGCUACUGCGACUGUGGAGAUCGGGAAGCGUGGAAAACAGAUGUCUUUUGUCACAUACACAUCAAAGGUCAGAUGGUGCAACAAAAUGAAAACCCGUUAGAAAAGAUACCCCCUGACCUGACAGAGAGAAUUCAGCUAGUUUUUGAUACAAUCCUACAAUAUGCAAAAGAGCUGCUGACUAUAGAAGAAGCGUUCAGCAUUCCGAAGGAUCUAGAAUUACGCGAAUCGGAUCGAGAACCAACCAACAUGUCUAGUUUGUAUGACUACAAAGAUACUUUUGUUACCAUGCUCUACAAUGAUGAAACACAUACUUAUGACCAGGUAAUCACUACUUUAGAACGUGCGAUUGAGUGUUCACAAAAGGAAGCUGUAGCAUAUGCAACUAGUAUUGAUCGAGAAGGGAGGUGCAUUGUGAGAUGUUCAGAUUUUCACAAUUGUUCCACAUCUAAAACCUUAAUGGAAAAACACACUUCAAGAGGAGGUGGCAGGCCUUUAAAAGUCCAGGUGAUGCACUCGUAUGUCAUUGCACAUCAAGUGUUUGCUUCGAGAUUGCUGACUUGGCUACACAACAUUUUGGAGUCUGCACAAGCCUUUAGACUUAUUUUUAGUGAUAUAGUGAACAAGGAUAAUGGCAGCAUUGUGGAGAACAUUAUUUGGACGGAUACAAAGAUGUGGAAAACGGCACGUGUUCAGUGGCAUAGACUUUUCAUAUCAGGAAUGCUUAUGGACCAGGAGAGCAAGAAAAUGUUUGCAAGGAUAUUUACCAAACACUACAGCAAAAUGAUGAAAGAUUUCAUCCUCGAUGAUCAUGACCAUGCCGUUUCUGUUGCCUCCUUGGGUGUCCAGCUUUUUACGAUGCCAACCAUUGCUCACAUGCUGGUCGCAGAUGAGGAUGUUUUAGUGCGUCUUCUGAACACUUUCUUGUCAGAGUGCGAGAAAAAGUUAAAAGACAAUAAGUUGGCGCUUGAACAUCGCAGCUCAAACACUUCGUCUUUCCGUCGUAUCCAGUACAUCCUUUAUGAUCUCAAAUACCUACUAGGAGUAAAGCCAGAAGCAUGGACGGAUGACUUGAGGCGUGGUUUUCUUCAUGGUUAUAAUUUGAUUUUGCGCCUCUUGAGUAUGAUGCAGGGCAUGGAUCCAAUGGUGAGACAAGUUGGAACACACAUGGAGUAUGAACCAGAGUGGGAGUCAGCAUUUAAUCUCCAUAUCAAGCUUGCCUCAGUCAUCCCGCUAGUGAUAGAGUGGGCUGCCUCGGACAGAAUUGUCCUUAUAAAAGCUUACAGAUUGCUGCUUAGGGAAUUAGGAGAUACGUGUACAGAAGAUAUGAAGAGGCGGUAUGUACGAGAACUUCUUGACUACUCUGUUUCAUGCAUUGAAUAUGAUGUGUCAUCUGCUCCAGUUUCUAUUCAUCUUCCACUCUCAAGAAUUGCAGCUGGGCUUACAUUACAUUUAGACAAGUAUGGAUUGAAUUACAAUUCCCCAGAGUUUCACGUCAAAGGAAAACCAUCUCCCGAGGAGCUAAUGGAACCUGUGCUCAGGACGCAGGUUAUGAUUGCACAGGUUCAUGCUGGAAUGUGGCGAAGAAAUGGGUUUUCACUCAUCAAUCAGAUCUACUUCUAUCACAAUGUGAGAUGUCGUCAGGAAAUGCUUGACAGAGAUGUAAUGCUGCUACAAAUUGCAGCGACGCUUAUAGAUUCCAACGAGUUUUUGAUCCAUUUGCUGAAUCGCUUCAAUCUCAUGAGCUGGGCUCGUGAAGAUUAUGAGAUCAAUUAUUUAAGAGGAAAUGAUGAAGACAACAUGAGGCAGACUGUAGUAUUAGUGGAAGAGUAUUUACAGUUAGUCAUGACCUUGGUGUCAGAACGAUACACCCCGGGUAUUGGUCAGAUUUCUGAAGAGGAACGCAUCAAGAAGGAAAUUAUACAGCUCCUUUGCAUUGAACCAAUGCCUCAUUCUGUUCUAAAUAAGGCACUUCCAGAAGGAACUAAUCAUGAAACUGGCAUGGAAAAGGUAAUUGAUGAAGUAGCAGAUUUUAAGAAAGCAGCAGGUGCAACAAAGGGAUUAUUUGAACUGAAGAAGUCCUACUAUUCUCAUUAUAAUCUCUUUUUCUAUCAUUACACUCGUGAAGAACAAAGCAAAUCAGAGGUGGCCCAGCGCUUGAGAAAAAAGAAUGCUGGGGAAGAGGAAUGCUGUCCACCUCCCGUUCCUCCUCCAUUCACAGUUCCCUUCACUAUGAUUGUCAAUGUCUUGCAGUGCGAUGUUUUCCUUCACACCAUUAAAACGGUUCUGAAAAGGAUGAAUGAAGCUAAAGCCCGAAGUGUCAGUGAAUCUCAGCUCCAGAAAGUCCUACACCUUAUUGGAUAUGCCCUCCAUGAGGAAGAGCGCUACCAUCAGAACAAUGAUCCUUACUUCCACUUUACAAGGAGAGCUCAGAAGAUUGAACUUUUGUCUCUCCUAGAGGACCUCGUUGGCCAUCAUCGAACAAAUACCCACAAAGACCUCUUGUCAUGGACCAUUAGGAAGUACCAUUCAGUUUUAAAUCUGUCCGCUGGAGUCACGAAGCCACCUCAGGUAACUGAAGCAGCCCUGGCCACUGCUUCAACGUCCGUGGCCGGCAAUGCGUCGGCGGAAAAGAAACGAAAGGCUGAUCUUGUGGCACAGAGAAAAGCCCGUAUUAUGGCGAAGAUGGCUGCCAUGCAGCAGAGCUUCAUCAAAACAAAUGAAACAUUGUUUGAGGAAACUCCAUCAACAGUUGACCAAAUUCCAGAUGUCCCUGAACCAACACACAUGGAUAUUAGUGAACAGCUACCCGAGGAUAUGAUAGCUAUCGGCCCUCGACAGACACUUAGGAUACCAAAAGAAAUUCCGUAUACGUGUAUCCUUUGUCAUCAAGAGGAUAGUGUUGGUUCAGGUGAGGGCCCCACUGGCCGUCCUAUGGUACUUGGUGGUCUUAUUCAGAGAUCUACAGUUUUGUCUCGAAAUCGUGCCCUCCGUGUCGAGCAACCAGAAAACCACGAUCCUUUGAUACUACCUGCCGACCUACAUUGGGGUGUCCAUACUUCAUCCUGUGGUCAUGCUAUGCAUGCCCAGUGCUGGCAGAAAUACUUCGAGGAUGUCCUAACCAAAGAAAGACGAAGACCGUACCGAUUCCGUCAAAACCUGAGCUUCGACAUAGAGAAGUCCGAAUACUUGUGUCCACUCUGCGAGGCCCUUUGUAACACGGCCCUGCCCUUGCUUCCUGGGGUGACCUACACGGCUGCUAAAAUGCGAAAUACCCAGGACGUGCCACCAGCCAUCUUAAUGGCGGAUUGGCUGAAGGGACUGCAGGCUGUGCUCAAGUUAAAGACUGUCGUGAUGUCAGGAGUACGACCAGAUGAGGAAGGAACCUCCCAAGAUGACGUGGACAUGGAGGCAGCACAACAGGGAGGUUCGGUAGUAACCUCGGGGUCCGUGGCUUUUGGCAUUACCGUACCGACAACGGCAGGCUCUGUGGGUGGUGGGGGGAGUGCCUCUGUUGUAGUAUCUAGAUUAGUCCCAGGGACUGCUGCUGUAGACCGGCAUCAAAGCCAAGGGGCAGGGGGGCAGAGGGGUAGGCCACCGCACUGGCCAAAAUUACAUCACCACAAAAAGCAUAAAAAGGGAGGAGAUGGAAAAGAAGAAAAGGAUGAGCUACAGAACUGUGCCGAGGGAAUUUGGACAUCGGCUCCUUUCCCCAAAGUCAGGCUCGAGAUCAUGGCUUUGUCGUCACUCGAAGCUGCCGAUACAUUUAGCUAUUUGUUCAACCAUCCAGGGUCGACUACCAUACCAGUGAUAGAAUCCCAUACAUCAGACAUGAUGGCAAAUUUUGCACAUGCAGUUUAUAUGCAUGGUUUAGGUGUAAACCCCAACUUCUCUAGCAGAAGAAUUCCUUUAAUGGUUUGGGAUACUGUUGCUUACACCAUUCACACACUGGAGCAAACACAGCGUAAUGCAAAUCGCGCCCUUCUAACAGCACUGUCGUCUCGUCAACAUGAUUGUCUGGCUGCCCUUGUGAAAUUUGCAGCUCACGUGCCAUCUUGUGUUAAGAAGAAGCAGCACAUUGAAGGAGCAAGUUUGCGUUUAUUAAGUGUUGUCUUGGAAGGUGGAGAGUCUGCGCCUUGCUUCUUAGAAUGGGAUACAUUCAGUGUUCUUGUUACUCUGAGUCUAAGCUUACCGUCAAUUUUCCCUAACAUACAGGGAAUGGCUAUUGGCUCUGCUCAGGAUCUGUACCUCCUUCAAGUGUGCUUCUUAGCUCAUCUUGUACAACUUCUCAUCACAUACGAGCCACAGAAUACUGAAAUGGAUGUGGACCUUGACUAUGAUAAUAAUGAACUGGUUGAAGAACAGAGCAGCAGCGGCACAAAUAGUGAUGCCUCGUGGCUGGUGUCCGUUUUGACCUGUUGUAGGGCAUUAGCUAACUUACCUCCCUUGAAUGUUGAUCCUCAACACCUCCUUGACUAUAUCAAAGAAAAUAGCUUGCCUUUCUUGAGAUGUUGCGGCCUGUUCUUCCAUUUCUUAACUGAAGUCCCUACUCCUGAGGAACUACAGUCAUCUGUCUGGGUACCAGAGUCAGAGUUCUACUGCCUUCUUCGAUAUCUUGGAUUGUCUAUGAAUAGCCUUAGGUCAACGUUUGACAAUCCAGCAUUAAUGGAGCUAGUCAACAGAUGGUGUAGUGAUAAUCGUGUUGGAACCUUGGUAGCUGGUGCUGGUAGUGAAGGUUGUGUUCAGUCAUGGACGCGUAUUAAUCAGCUCGUCAGCCUGCCUCCAGACUACUCUGAAUUGAUCAAUACUGUGUCACAGUUUCCAUGUCCUGCAUCUUCAGGGGAUGACUCAAGAACACCUACAAUGUGUCUUGUGUGUGGAAAAAUGCUCUGCUCGCAGAGCUACUGUUGCCAGACAGAAUUUCCUGAAGGUACUCGACAGAUGGUAGGAGCUUGCACUUACCAUGCCCAUCAUUGUGGUGCAGGAACUGGUAUUUUCCUAAGAGUGAGAGAGUGCAAGAUUUUAUUGUUGUCGGGAAGAAUUAAAGGAUGUUUUGUCAAUCCACCAUAUUUGGAUGAAUAUGGAGAAACUGACCAGGGCUUGAAACGUGGAAAUCCUCUUCACCUGGAUAACACUCAGUAUGGGCGAUUACAUGCCAUAUGGCUUUCACAUGCUAUACCAGAUACCAUAGCCCAUACCAUGGAGAGUAAUUCCAAUGUUGUGGCAACUGAAUGGCAACAUCUCUAAUGUUUGCAGCAUUAUCCUUAUCACUGCCUGCCAGGACAGGGCCUUUCAAUCCAUUUCCAGUAAGGUUGGUGUGGCAUUCGUUGUACAUAAUCAUAAAAUCUUGGUACACCUUCCUUAGACUUGAGCGGAAUUUUUUGUAUUUACUUUGGGCUUUUGAAAGCCCAUGCACCUUCAUUGCCUAUUUGUCAAAAUUUUUAUGGUAAAAUCAUAAUUUGUAUACAGCCCUAUGUUUAGAUCCUCUCUCUCUAUGUUAUUGUGGCUUGAAAGAUCCUUGGCAGUUUUGUAUAUAUGUACUGAUUUAUAUAGGUUUGUAGCUGGAAAAGGAAGUGUUCCUAAAAGUUUGGAGAAAAAAAUGAACUAAAAGUUAGUAAUGUGAUUACUAAUUAUGAAGCUUAUACAAAUUUGUACACAAAAUAAUUAUGGAAUAUUUACACAGUAAUGUAGCAUUUAAUUUUUUUAUUUGACAUUUUUAGUAGAAGUGUGGCCAUAUUCUUCUAACGUAGGUAAUAUAGUUAGCGAUUUGGUUUGUUAUGAGUUUUCAACUACAAAAAUUAUAUUUAGUGGCAGAGUUAUUAGUUAUUUAUUGAGUAUUUAUAAGCUUUUUAGUAGUUUCAUUUUCCCUGGAAUGAAUACUUUUCAAAUAACUGCAAGACCCUGAAGAAAGUUUUUUUGGUGCCAUCACUUUUGUAAGUAUUUUAAAUUAUUAGAACAUUACUUGCAGUGGUCAUUACGAUUCUGAUUAGGUAAUUGUAACACCACACUGUAAAUUGAUGAUAAAAUAAUUUUACCAACUGUGCAUGUUGCAAUAAGGUAUUGUCUGUGAUACAUUAUCAAAAGAUUGUGAGUGACUUGAUCAAGAUGAUACUUUUUUAUGGUUUUCAAAAAGUCUCUCUGACUCCCUUGGUGCUUAUAAAUGAUGAUUAUUGUAAUUAGGCAGUCAUUUUAUCCAUUUGUGUUCCUCUUGUAUAACCAGUGACAGGAGCAUGAGGUGAGCAAUCUCAGUGGUAUAAUAAAUCAGAAACAUUUGAGACAGUGUAGCUUUUUUUUUUUUAAGAACACAAGUCAUGACCAUCAUAUUCAUGUUUUUUAGUUUUAAGGAAGUUAUAAUAAUGCAUAUUUAUUGAGGAAUCAUGUUUUAUUUUGCUGUUUAGCCAAAAUGGUUAGUUUUUGAAAGGCAGAAUACUUUUAUCUUAUAUCUUAAGAGGAUUGUUCCUUGGUUUCAUUUUUGAAAUUUGGGAAAAAUCAUAUGCAGGAUAUUACAUAUAUUUUGUUCUAUAUUCUUUACAAAUGUGUCAAUCCUAGUAGUUGCACUGUACUUAAUCUGUGGCAGCAUUUCAUAACUGAAGCUUUAAUUUGUAGAAUUUCAUAAUUCUAAUACCUAAAGUAUGUUCUGUGAAAAUAAGACCCAAAUACUUGCCAGUAACCAUGACAGUGUUAUUGGUUGUGAUAGGUAGGAGUAGAACUUGAAAUGAAAGGGAUAAAAAACUGGAACAUAAUGACUCAGGCUUAAGUAAGCUGCCACAUCCUUGUACAAAAAAUUAGAGAAUCUUCAUAUAGUGUCACAUUCAGAGCACUGUUGUUUCUUGGCAUCAUGUAAGGAUGCUUAUGUAGGGAGAUUUUAAUCUCUGCUGUAGAUAGCAACUUGAAAGUUCAACUGUAAGCCUGGGUAUACAUAUCGUGGCUCACAACUUGGAAAUAUGAUCCCUUUUUAUUAUUUCUUAAGGUUACUGUAUGUGCCCCAUUUUGUAAGAUCAUGAAUCUGUAUUGUAUGUUAUCUCUGUUACUGGAUGUGUGAAUAUUGCAAUAUUACAUUUGCCUUGUUUCAAGGAAUUUUUUUACAAGAGAAAUAUUGUAUAAAAUUUAUUUUCCAAAAUAUGUUGUAGAAAAAUCUCUUGCUAACAAAAGUAGUCUGGUUAUUUUUUUUAAUUUAUAUUGAUGCAGUAGAUGUAUUUCUCCAACUCAGUGCAUAAUUAGGAGGGAAAAUCGUAGAAUGUUAUUUAGUAAUGACAGUCCUAGCUUCUGCUAAUUCCUUGUUGUAGAAAGAAAGGACUGAUUUGACACUACUUAAUGAGAUUUAAGAAAAAUCCUUUAUUCAGUGAUGUAGUUUUUCCACAAUAGGCCGUUAACAGUGAAAAAUUCAGUAGGUAUAAUAAUCCUGAACUGGCAAUAUUAAUUGAUAAUUUACAGCUUGAUACCUUGCCACUGUCACGAUUUUGAUAAAGGCAAAACAACUAAUUAAAAUGAAUAGUAUGUGGUGCAACAGCCAUGAUCAUUUAAGGAGGCUGGUGUGGAAAACCAAAGGAUUUAUAAGCGCCUCGGUGGCGUGAUUGGUAUGGUGUUUGCGUCCCACCUCGGUGGUCGCAGGUUCGAUUCCCGGCCAUUCCAUUGAGGAGUGAGAGAUGUGUAUUUCUGGUGAUGGAAGUUCACUCUCGACGUGGUUCGGAAGUCACGUAAAGCUGUUGGGCCCGUUGCUGAAUAACCACUGGUUCCAUGCAAUGUAAAAACACCAUACAAACAAACAAAGGAUUUAUAAAAAUGUGAUAUAAAUGGUAUUUUUGAUGGGUGGAAAUUCUGAUUCUUUCUGUAUGAUUUGAAUUUAUAUAUUCUCAUUUCGGAUCUUUAACGUUGUUUUAACUUUAUCUUUAAUAAUUUUCAGUCACAUUACCAGACUUCUGUAGGGCUUACCCAGUGUGAAAGGUGAAAAUCAGAGUAAACUUGAAGAAAGUGAACAGCAAAAUGGGAAGAGACUUAUGGGAAAGAUAGUAGUAGUAGUAGCUGGUUGUGAUUUUGAUAAGAAAACAAUAGGCUUUGAAUAUGGAGUGGGAGGUGAAGGUUAGGGAUAAUUCCUAACUUUUGUUCAAACUUCACCUUCUUUGUACUGGCUGUGCCAUUUUGCCACCUAUGUUGGUACUAUACUUUUUUUUAGCAAGUUCUUAUUGAUGUGAAUCACUCUCUUACUACAAUACUUUUUGCUGCCAUAACUCAACUUGAGCUUGGUGACCAUUGAUAAUUUUGAAGCCUAAAGUUUUACCAUGAACUAGGUUUUAAGCAGAGUAAUCUUGUGCAGGACUGAUCAUGUGUAUGUGGACAAAGUUAUUAAGAAAAUACUUAUGGCUUUGAACUCCUCUCCACAACCCUUGAACAUCUCUGAUGUUUGCUCAAUUCUUUGGAUAUGCUCUUAGAAAACAAGGACAAAGUUUACUUUAACUUGCCCAUCAAGUAGAUCUUUAAAAUCACUGCCUGCCUACUUCAUAGAAAUUUUGUAGGUCAACCAUUGACAGCAGUGUGUAGUAAUAUAUGUAGGUAGGUAAUCUGGUAUAACAACUUGGAAUAAUAGUAGCUCUGUAGGUGCAUUUUAGAAUUUUUUUUUUAUCUAUCUACUUGCUAAUUACAUAAAUCUGUUACUCAUGGAAGGGGCAAUAUGGAUGUCUUUAAUGUCACAUACACCUAUACAAUAUAUUCCAUAGAAGGUUGUUUCUCUGCAUCAUAACAUCAUCUCUAGAUUAACCUUCUGACCCUGUCAUCAUGACCUGAUCAUCUAUGAUAUCCUAGAAUGAGAAUCCAUAAAUUGUAAUCCCUACAAGUGCACAUCAGUUUUCCUGAGUAAGUCAAUCGGUCUACUGUAGCUAAAAAGGACUAGAUAUUUUUUUUCAAGUGUACUGUAUCUUUUAUGGAAAGAAGUUGAUGUUACACAGCUUAUGACAUAACAUGAUGUCUAUAUGUACAGUACUAUUUUCUGAGAUGACUUUCACCUGAGUUUAUUAUGGAAGUGUUUGGAAUCUGCUGACUUAACUUUUUUUGUAACGUGACGUAGGACCAUUGCAAUUUAUUCCACCUGCUGCAUUUUCUUAUUACAAUAAUUACACAUUGAAUCAAGGGAAGAAAAAUCAGGAGUGAACAUUCAGCUUGAAAGUUAUUUGUAUAGGCUGUUCAUGCACAGAUACAUGGACAAAAUUGAUGCUUCUAUCCUGUGGAAAAAUGUUAGGUUUGUUAUAAUUUCACUUGCUACAUGUCAGGAUUAAGAAUAAUUUUUCUUUUUACUGACCUUUUCUCAUUGAGAAGAGUUGUGUAACCCUAAUAAUUUUGUAUGGUAAGGAGCAAAAUAGAAAAUGGAAAGGAGUGGAGAUUUAAGUAUUCAAGACUGCUUUUGUGUGUAUAAAGCCUGUUUUCUUUCUUUGAAUUGUUUGUGUUUUAUAUCAUUGUACUUUUACAUCAGUAGAAGUGCAGUGUUACUAUACUUGCAUAUUGCUUACAAUAUUGCUCUAGAUGGCAAUGUUUGAGAAACAUUUAUGUACACUUCAUGAGUAUGAUCAGCUUAUGUCAUGAGGGGGUUACAACAGUACAAGACUGAAAGGGUUCAGUUGUCGAGUCAAGCACUAACUGAUGUUCCCAUUAGAUAUUUUUGACCCAACUUUUGAUGCAUGAGGUCAUAAAAACCCAGUCAUACUAAGUUAAGGACACUGAAAAUGAACUGUAUUGUUUAGGUAUAGGGUUUUUUAUACACAGGAUCAUUGCAUAAUACACUUGCCUAAACCACAACUUGUGUGCAAGUCUUUAGCUACAGUACAUGAUGGAUUUUAAGGAACUUGUAUUAAUGUAAUGUUUUUCUUUUCUAUUAUUGUUAUUUCUCCAGAAAAAAAUGCACUGGCUUGGCAAAAGCUGGAAGCAUUCUGUAUCUGGUAUGUAGAAGCAACCGUAUACUUUAAAAGGAAAUUCAUUGUAAAUUUCUUACAUUAUGUAUAUAAAUUUUAAUAAUAA
Macrobrachium nipponense is the source of this 10622-nucleotide messenger RNA. It is a transcript of the gene Ubr1, whose product is annotated as E3 ubiquitin-protein ligase UBR2-like. The transcript has 31 exons. Gene Ontology annotation, biological process: ubiquitin-dependent protein catabolic process via the N-end rule pathway. The coding region runs from base 189 to 5864 and encodes 1891 amino acids. The record is from RefSeq and is a predicted model, not a curated record. NCBI's taxonomy places the organism in Eukaryota, Metazoa, Arthropoda, Malacostraca, Decapoda, Palaemonidae. Gene Ontology annotation, molecular function: ubiquitin protein ligase activity; zinc ion binding.